AUGGAGUUCGAGGAAGAUAGUUCAUUCAAGCCAGACGCUGUAUUCACAAACUCACGUCCAAAGUGGGUAGAGGAUAACAAGGCUCACAACUGUUCUAAAUGCAAUGUUGGAUUCACCCUUUUAAAUAGAAAGCAUCACUGCAGACGUUGCGGACUCGUAUUUUGUCAGAAGUGCUCAUCAAACACAGCAAAGAUCCCUCAAUUGAACUAUAACUAUGUACCAUCAUUUAGCCAUCCAGAGUGCAAAGGCAGUGUAGACAUAUUCGCCUCCCUUCCCAACAUUAAGGGAGGUCCACAUGCACUCAAACAUCCAUUCAUGCUUCACAUGCAAUCAUCACGAUUGCCUCCUUCCUCUUACACACAUGCAUGCAUACAUUGA
This is a messenger RNA of Acytostelium subglobosum LB1, 378 nucleotides long. RefSeq lists its product as hypothetical. The coding region runs from base 1 to 378 and encodes 125 amino acids. The record is from RefSeq and is a predicted model, not a curated record. Lineage: Eukaryota; Evosea; Eumycetozoa; Acytosteliales; Acytosteliaceae. The transcript is spliced from 4 exons. Gene Ontology annotation, molecular function: metal ion binding.